Molecule: messenger RNA, 1434 nt
Organism: Arabidopsis thaliana (thale cress)
Lineage: Eukaryota; Viridiplantae; Streptophyta; Magnoliopsida; Brassicales; Brassicaceae
Product: Zinc finger (CCCH-type/C3HC4-type RING finger) family protein
Exons: 4
Coding region: 211-1242 (343 amino acids)
Molecular function (GO): metal ion binding
Source: RefSeq, marked reviewed
CCAAAAUGAAGUAACCGCCCCACCAUAUGUUCCUUAUUUCUUUUCUCUUCACACUGAUUUAUUUUCUGUCGGAAAAUACGGACGGCGUCGUCGUUCUUUUUGACGGUGUAGCUCACCGGCGUCGAUUUUUAGAUUUUUUUUUAAGGGAAACACUAAGCAGCAAAUUACAAGUGGGUGAUUUGUGUUUGUUACAUAGUCUUAUAUCUAACUAUGUCAGAUUCUGGUGAGCCUAAACCUUCUCAGCAAGAAGAACCUCUACCUCAACCUGCUGCCCAAGAAACUCAGUCUCAACAAGUUUGCACUUUCUUCAAGAAGCCAACGAAAAGUAAAAACAUAAGAAAAAGAACCAUUGACGCUGAUGAAGAAGACGGAGAUUCGAAAAGCGAAAGCUCUAUUCUACAAAAUCUAAAGAAAGUUGCAAAACCCGAUAGCAAGUUAUACUUUUCUUCUGGACCAUCUAAGAGUUCUACUACAACGAGUGGAGCUCCUGAGAGGUCCGUCUUUCACUACGAUUCAUCCAAGGAAAUCCAGGUUCAGAACGACAGUGGAGCAACAGCAACCCUUGAAACUGAGACCGACUUCAAUCAAGACGCACGAGCUAUCCGUGAGAGAGUUCUUAAAAAAGCAGACGAAGCAUUGAAAGGGAAUAAGAAAAAGGCUUCUGAUGAGAAGCUGUACAAAGGAAUUCAUGGAUAUACAGAUCACAAAGCUGGGUUUAGAAGAGAACAAACAAUCUCGAGCGAGAAAGCUGGAGGCUCACACGGGCCAUUAAGAGCUUCUGCUCACAUAAGAGUGUCGGCUAGAUUCGAUUACCAGCCAGACAUUUGCAAGGAUUACAAAGAAACCGGAUACUGUGGAUAUGGAGAUUCGUGUAAGUUCUUGCAUGACCGUGGGGAUUACAAACCAGGAUGGCAGAUAGAGAAAGAGUGGGAAGAAGCAGAGAAAGUUAGGAAGAGAAAUAAAGCUAUGGGAGUUGAGGAUGAAGAUGAUGAGGCUGACAAGGAUAGCGACGAAGACGAAAAUGCAUUGCCCUUUGCUUGCUUCAUUUGCAGGGAGCCUUUUGUUGAUCCAGUUGUCACCAAAUGCAAGCAUUACUUCUGUGAGCAUUGUGCUUUAAAGCAUCACACGAAGAACAAGAAGUGCUUUGUGUGUAACCAACCAACAAUGGGGAUUUUCAAUGCAGCACAUGAGAUCAAGAAGAGAAUGGCUGAAGAACGGAGUAAAGCUGAACAAGGAUUGUGAAGUCCUUGUUUCACUGGACAAAAAGGCAAAAACUAUAUUUGGUUAUUUACUUGAGGAAAGCUUUUUGUUUUGUUGUACUCACUGGCCUAUAUAUAUUCAUUCGGAUGACGACGAUAGUUGUUUCAAACUGAUUAACUUUUAAAUUUAAACAAACUGAAAAUUGAAUCAGAGUUUUGGAGUCAACUUCCUAGU